GCCUUAUAGCCGUAUUAUGUCGCUUUCAUGCAACCUCAUUACUAAGUAGCUGUUCAUAUUCCAUUCAGUAUAAGUGGCAUGAGCGAGCCAGCACCCUUGAGCACGGCGUCAUCAGCUGGGUCGAGCGGUGCUGGCGGUGGUGCGGGCGCGCCAAGCCCGCUGCCUCUAGUACCGGAGCCGUUCUUAGCACCACCACCACCUGGGCUCCUGCACAUACUCAUGUCCUCUGAUAAAUGCCAGGAACUGAUGUGGAGUGCAAAGCAGUUACAGUUACAAGGUGAUCCGACUCUGCUACGGCCGCCACCCAAUGCGUUUGGAGCACCUUUGGCACCUACAUGGGAACUCCUGCAGGAAACAAGUGCCCGUCUCCUCUUCAUGGCAGUACGUUGGGUGCGGUGCCUGGCACCGUUUCAGGCGCUAGCAGCGGCCGACCAGCUUGUGCUGCUGCGGGCGGCGUGGAAGGAUCUGUUCCUAUUACACCUCGCCCAGUGGUCCGCGCCAUGGGACCUGGCGCCACUACUAGCAGCUCCUGCCGCUAGAGCGCGACUACCACCUGACCCUUUGGCAGAUUUGGAGCUUAAUACUUUACAGGAAAUCCUGUGUCGAUUCCGACAAAUAGCUCCAGACGGCAGUGAAUGUGGUUGCAUGAAAGCGAUCGUUCUAUUUUCUCCAGUGUUUUGUCCAGAUACACCUGGGCUCAGUGAGACACAGCCUGUGGAAAUGUUACAAGAUCAAGCUCAAUGCAUUCUCGCUGACUACGUGCGGACGAGGUAUACUCGGCAGCCUACCAGAUUCGGCCGUCUAUUGCUCCUAUUACCAUCGCUGCGUGCUGUCCGCGCGCGCUCCAUAGAGUUGCUCCUAUUCCGCGACACAGUUGGAGACGUGUCUGUGGCUACUCUACUGCACGACAUGUACCGCAUGCAGCCUGCCCCGACGCCAGCCUUCCAUCCCCCGCCUGCACAACCCACCAGUGAACACUGUUCCUCACCAUAAAUCUUUCGAUGUAGAAUUUGUGAAAUUGAAUUGAAAACAAAGUGUGGACACAGAGUAGUAAACGAAUGGAGUAAUACUGCCUGCAUUUAGGCACCUAAUAAGGUACAUUCAAUCAGUCAUAUUUAUAGCCUACUGGCGAAAGACAUACUUCCUUAGCUGGGUUUGGACAGUGUGAUUUUUAUAAAUACAAUAGGGUCACACUACACGCUAAAGUUACUCCAUUGAUUUACUAAUCUGUGUUCAGUUGCUAUGAAAAUUCAAAAAUAGUAGUGUUCAUUAAUAUAUCAUUCGAAUUUGUAGAAAAGAAGCGUACAUAUUGCGUAGAUUUCUUUCAAUUUCUUACGAUUUGGGAAGUUACCUAAGUCAAAACAAUUUCCUAUUGUUUUAAACAAAAUAAUAUCUGUAAAAUUACGGUAGCUAUGAAACAGAAUUUUUAAAUCUUCAUAUACUUAGAAAAAAUGUACUUUAUGAGUGUUACUAUCUAGUCAACCUAGUCACGUUGUAUAAAUCUGUAAAUGUUAUAUUAUUCUAUUGUAAUUAAGUAAAUUUAAGCAA
Messenger RNA from Trichoplusia ni (cabbage looper), 1548 nucleotides. RefSeq names its product photoreceptor-specific nuclear receptor (gene dsf). Bases 79 to 993 code for a protein of 304 amino acids. The record is from RefSeq and is a predicted model, not a curated record. NCBI's taxonomy places the organism in Eukaryota, Metazoa, Arthropoda, Insecta, Lepidoptera, Noctuidae. Gene Ontology annotation, molecular function: nuclear receptor activity; RNA polymerase II cis-regulatory region sequence-specific DNA binding. The transcript has 7 exons. Gene Ontology annotation, biological process: anatomical structure development; cell differentiation; regulation of transcription by RNA polymerase II.